CUGCCAUCCCGAGCAGCUCUCCAGCAACUCCCUGUACAAAAAAAAAAAAAAAAAAAUACAGUAAAAUAAAAUCCUCCUCCUGUCCUCCUCCUCCUCCCCCCCCGAACCAACAAAAAUAACAAGAAACACCACAAAACUGCUCUCCAAAACCCCGGGACAUGGCCAGGCUAGAACAGGUGCUGCUGUUACAGCCCGAGCACGAACUCAAAUUUAAAGGUCCCUUCACAGAUGUGGUCACCACAACCCUUCUUCUCACUAACCCCUCAGACAGAAAGGUUUAUUUUAAAGUGAAGACGACAGCCCCGCGCCGGUACUGCGUGAGACCCAACAGUGGAGUCCUGGAUUCGGGAGCAUCCGUCGAUGUGUCGGUUAUGCUACAGCCGUUUGACUAUGACCCUAAUGAGAAAAGCAAGCACAAGUUUAUGGUGCAGUCGCUGAUGGCUCCAGAUAACGUGACUGACAUGGAGGGAGUAUGGAAAGAAGCAAAGCCAGAGGAGUUGAUGGAUUCCAAGCUGAGGUGUGUCUUUGAGCUUCCAUCAGAGAAUGAGAAAACACAUGAUGUUGAUCAGAAUAAAAUCACGGCGACGAGUGCGUCGAAGUCUGAAUCGUCAUCGUUGUUCAAGACCGCCAGCGCCGCCCUGGAUGACAGUGAAGUGAAGAAGAUCCUGGAAGAGUGCAAGAGGCUUCAGGCUGAAGUGCAGCGACUACGGGACGAGAACAAACAAAUCAAGGAAGACGAAGGGCUGAGGAUGAGGAGGAGCACCCCGAUGACGGGCAGCCCCUCGGGAGGAGCCAACGCUGCUCUUGUGAAAGAGGAAGGGCCCACCACCCGCCUGCUCGCUCUGGCUGUGUUAUUCUUAAUCCUCGGUGUGAUUAUAGGAAAACUGGCCUUGUAGAGGCAGCAUGCUUGCUAAGGAAGAAAUGGAUUUGGAUUAUUGAUCAAAAUAUGCCAUAUCACUGGGGUAGAAUUGAAUCAUGCUAUGUUAAAAAAAUAAAAUAAUAAUAAAAAAUAAUAAAAAUACAUAAAAAAAUUAUAUAUAUAUAUAUAUAUAUAUAUAUAUAUAUAUAUAUAAAUGUAAAAUCUCACAGGUCUUGCCUUUUAAUUACUCUCCCCUUGCACAGAUGCAGAUAAUGUUAAUGGGGAAAAAUGAUAACUUGUAUAGUUAAAUAAAUGAGUGACGUUUCCUAACACACCAGACAAGGCAAAUCUUAUAAUUGAUAAAGUUAAUGGCAUACCAUGAAUGUUUUUUAAAUCCUUUAUUUUAGACCUCUAUACCCAUGGCUGGAUUACUUCUGUAUAAAAUCUAACUAAAGUGAAAUGAACGACUGCUGGGGCUGACCAAUCAUAAUCAGGAUCUGGGGCUGGCUAAUCAUAAUCAGGAACUGGGGCUGGCCAAUCAUAAUCCAGAUCUGGGGCUGGGCCAGAUAGAAGGGUAGGAAACUACAGGCAAACUUUGUUAGUAAUAGAAGAUGCCAAGGGGGGGUUUGUUAUUGUAAGGAAGGGCCUUGUGCAACGAUGGUGUUCUCUUGUGAGAGUUCUGACUAAUGAGCUUCAUUCAAGUGAAUGUCGAUCUUUCAUGUGCAAGUUAUUCUUUAUUUAAAAAUAAAGGGCAUAUGUAGCAAA
Acipenser ruthenus (sterlet) is the source of this 1624-nucleotide messenger RNA. Its product is annotated as vesicle-associated membrane protein-associated protein B-like. The transcript has 6 exons. Gene Ontology annotation, molecular function: FFAT motif binding. Bases 159 to 896 code for a protein of 245 amino acids. Lineage: Eukaryota; Metazoa; Chordata; Actinopteri; Acipenseriformes; Acipenseridae. Gene Ontology annotation, cellular component: endoplasmic reticulum membrane; plasma membrane. Gene Ontology annotation, biological process: endoplasmic reticulum membrane organization. The record is from RefSeq and is a predicted model, not a curated record.